Messenger RNA from Debaryomyces fabryi, 621 nucleotides. RefSeq names its product dihydrofolate reductase (gene DFR1). Lineage: Eukaryota; Fungi; Ascomycota; Pichiomycetes; Serinales; Debaryomycetaceae. Gene Ontology annotation, molecular function: dihydrofolate reductase activity; NADP binding. The coding region runs from base 1 to 621 and encodes 206 amino acids. The transcript has a single exon. Gene Ontology annotation, cellular component: mitochondrion. The record is from RefSeq and is a predicted model, not a curated record. Gene Ontology annotation, biological process: glycine biosynthetic process; dihydrofolate metabolic process; folic acid metabolic process.
AUGACAGUAACUAGUGGAAAGGCCUCACCACCAAUUGCCAUGAUCGUGGCUGCCCUUUUACCAGAGUUAGGAAUUGGUAUAAAGGGAAAGAUGCCAUGGAGAUUGAAGCAAGAGAUAAAAUACUUCAAGAAUGUCACAACUACAACUAAAGACCCUAAUAGCAUAAACGCGGUUAUUAUGGGACGUAAGACAUGGGAAUCAAUCCCCACUAAAUUUAGACCGCUUCCAGGACGCUUGAAUAUAGUUUUGUCUAGAUCAUACGUCAAUCAUGGGUCGAAUGAUGAGAACAUAAUAUUAACAAAUUCUAUUGAAAAUGCUUUGGAUAAAAUAGAAGGGUACGGUAAGCCAGUAGAGAAAAUAUUUGUUAUUGGGGGAUCAGAAUUAUAUAACAAGCUCAUUUCACACGAGAAAGUACAACAUUUGCUUAUCACAGAAAUUAAAAGCACCAAACCGGUGGAGGUCGAUACAUGGUUGAAAUUUCCAAUAUAUACAGAAUCAAGUGACUGGGCCAAACAAUCGAACGAAGAUUUGCUGAAAUUUACAGGAAUUGAUAAUGAAGACGUGGAAGUCACGGAAGGCGAUUUCACGUACAAGUAUACUUACUGGAAGAAAAAAGUAUAA